This is a messenger RNA of Paramuricea clavata, 2215 nucleotides long. Lineage: Eukaryota; Metazoa; Cnidaria; Anthozoa; Malacalcyonacea; Plexauridae. The record is from the annotation of a GenBank genome assembly.
ACAAAAUAACAAAUUUAUACACGAAGAAGAAACCGAAGAAAGGAAAGAGAAAGGAAUCAAGGAUAGUUAGCUGAAAUUUUUAAUUUAUCAGAAAUUAAAGAAAACCUCACCUCAGAGUGUAGUACGUUCUGAUGCAAUCAUUUCUAAAGAGUACAAAAUGUCGAACGACGUUAUAAAUUGCGAAGUGGGAAUACCAGUAAUUGAUUUAUCAUGUUUACAAGAUCCUAACAAUCCUGAGAAUGAAUGUGCGAAGACGACAAGAUCUAUCGCUGAAGCAUGCAGAGAUUAUGGUUUCUUCUAUGUCAAAAAUCAUGGCGUGAGUGAACAUGUACAGAACAAUUUAUUUAAUGCUUUGAAGAAAUUCUUUGCGUUGCCUGUGGAUGAAAAAGAAAAAAUCAAAUCACAAGGUACGCCAGGUAUGGUGGGUUACUUCAGUUUUCAGAGUGAAACAACAGCCUACUUGGUGAAUGAUGACUCUGACUGGCGUGAGGGGCUGUAUGCCUUCGGAGGCGAACUUCCUGACUCACACCCAAGCAAAGAGAAAUUUCCACUUGUUACACAGAAAAAUUUAUUGCCUGAAGAACCUGGGAAUUUCAAGGAAGUUCUUGACACUUAUCAAAAAGAACUAAAAGAACUGGGUUUCAAAAUUAUGAGUGCUCUAGCACAAGGCAUGGGUAAGUAUGUUAAACUGUAUGUGCAAUCAGGUGCGAUGUUGCAAAAUUCAGUUUCCCAACAUGGCCAUGGAUUCUGCAAUUUUCCAAUCAGGAUUGAAACAUUGGGGUAACAUUCAUUUGUCAUUUGUUACUUUAAUUUGUAAUACAGUGAUUGAUAUUUCAUGAAAUUAAUCUGCCAAUUAUUUGAUAAAAUCUGCCUUCAAAUAAUCUAUAGCCUCAUGCACUGCCAUGCAGUAAAUUAAUCUAACAUUCUUAUAACAACAGAUUUCAACAAUGAUUCCAAUUUCUGGAAUCUAAUUACACAUUCAAGGCUUUGCUAAAUUUGCUUUUAUUAAUAAUGGCCUAUUGGCCUAUCAGACGUUUGUGUUUGUAGAAAAAGAAUGUCAGUUAAGCUUAUUUAUAAUUAAAAGUGAAUCAGCUAUAAUUUGAUGACAAUUAAGACUUCUGUGGGGUGAAGUAUGUUUCCCUUAAUGGCAAUUCACUUAUUCAAAAACAAAAAAUCUUGUAUUUACUCCUUUUAGGAUUAAAGGAAGACUUUUUUGCUCAAAAGUUUCUUCCAUAUUCUUCAACCACUAUUGGCAUGUACCAUUACCUUCCUAGCACAAACCAACCACAUGAGAUUUGCUGUGGAGAGCAUACAGAUUAUGGUAUGCUAACCAUUCUCAUGCAAGAUGACGUUGGAGGGCUAGAGAUAAGAGGCGAAGAUGGUAAGUGGAUCCCAGCUCCACCUAUCCCAGGGACAUUUGUCAUCAAUCUUGGAGAUAUGCUGGAAGUAUGGACAAAUGGUUCAUACAAAGCCACAAUGCAUCAAGUCAGGAAAUCAAAUAGUGGAAGAGAUCGUAUUUCUGUUGCUUAUUUCUUUGGUCCACAGUUAGAAACUGUUGUGAGUCCUUUUGAGAUAAAGAAUCCACUAAUUCCAUUUAAAGAGAGGGACCUGAAUAGUAAUAUUAAAUUGCCAGUAGUCUUUGGAAAAUUUUUGGAAGAAAAGUACAGAGGCACUUUCCCUGAUCAUGAUUAUUGAACACUAUGACACUAUACCACAACCACCCAAAGUAUGUCACCACACUCUGAUUGGUCAAGGAUAGACUUCAGAUUACAUAUGAUUAAUAUAUAUGAUAAAUGCUGUGGAGUUUUACCAUGGCCCAGUAGCACACACAGACAUAGCCUGUGUAGCAUGCUCUUGUAUUAGGAGGGAUCAUGCAGCACUGCAUGCAUAACCUGCUAGAAACAUUUCUAUGUUGUGAACAUGGGAAUGUUCCCUAAUCAGGAUAUAAUGAAUAUGAUAAUGAUAACUAUAAGGACUUUUAUUUAAGAAUUAAACAUUGUUAUUUAUAUGCCAGAUUAAGCUGAGCCUCAUCCUUGUACAUAGGGUCUUUUCAGCAGUGCCUGUGGCACCAGAAUGUGAGAGAAAAUACCACGGGAGAUUGGUUGGACCUAAUAUGCAAUUGAUGAAACUAUUUGGUUGCGUGGUAUUUACAAAUAGAUUAUCUCAACCAACUUAAUUGCCUGCUUAAAUUUAGCCCCCUGGGCCAUAUUACUAU